This is a messenger RNA of Suhomyces tanzawaensis NRRL Y-17324, 1653 nucleotides long. RefSeq lists its product as uncharacterized. The transcript has 2 exons. The record is from RefSeq and is a predicted model, not a curated record. Lineage: Eukaryota; Fungi; Ascomycota; Pichiomycetes; Serinales; Debaryomycetaceae. Bases 1 to 1653 code for a protein of 550 amino acids.
AUGAAGAACCCCAAGGGCCCAAAGUUGGGUAAGAGAGCACAAGCUCUCUUGAAGAAGCAGGAAGAAAACUCGUUCUCUAAAGAACCUUCUACCGCAGAGGAGUUUCUUGAGCAAGGCUCAAUUGACGAAGAAUCGGGCGAUAGGUGGCUAGGAUCGGACCUCUCCAAGAGCUUGAGAUUCUACCAAAGGGCCUAUACCAGCUACCUCGAGUCCAUCCGACUCCAAACGCCUGCAGAACCAAAUUUGGACAGCUACUACAACUCAUCCAGAUUGCUCUACCAGGUGUACUACCAGUACUUCAAGACUGACGGAGUCAAUGUUUAUGAGCUUACGAACGUGGAAGAUGCUUUGGGUGGUGGGCAGAGCUCGGUGGUCCAGCCGUUGUCUAACAUUGUGGAAGCACACGAGGUCUCGAUGAGAGUUGCUGCCACCAUGAACAUUCCUGUUCCCAUGGACCUUUUGUUCAAUACUGCUGUGGUUUACACCGAAGUUCUCGAAGCAGAGCAGGAGAACGACACCUCUGAUUAUAAUCAGUUGCUAGAAUUGACCUUCAAUGCACAACAGAUACUUGGUACUCUUCUCGAUAGACAAGUGUCAGAAUUCCACAAGUUCUUACAGGAAUUAGAGGAGACUAGCAGUGCGUCCUUUGAAUCGGAACCAGUGUCUUCUAAUCAACAGGUAUCUCAAGAACAGUCAAAACAAGAGGAAUAUACUAGUGUGGAAGUGGUCCAGCCCACAGACAUUUUUGAAACAAUCAUUGCAUCGUAUAAGCUAUGCCAGUCCAUGCUUGAGAACAUCAACCACAGUGACCAACAGAAGUUAUCGGCAACAGACUUGAUCAACCCCUUCUUAAGCAAGUGCGAUGAAAUCACCCUGAACUUGAUUGACAAGUACAGUGAAGCCAACAGCCAAAGAAACGAGAUGAUUUCCAACAUUUCCUUGAGCCAGAUUGACGAGUUGAAGGUUGCAAAAACUGCUAUCAUCGGCUUGACCAUGAAUGACUUGGACCAGAUAUUACAACUCUGGGAUGACUCUGGCCUACCAGAUACCUCAGAAAGAUACAUGGUUGCAGCAGACAACAUUCAGAGCUUGUUGGAUCGGUUCGACAUAACUCUCGCUGUUGUGAACUCCUCAGGCGAUGCACAAGCGGCAGACACUUACUGGAAUGCACUUACAAAAAUGGGUAGCUACUUGAAGAAAGCUCAGACUAAACUAGACCAAAACUUGCAGGAAAAGAAAAAGAUUCCUUCUGGAGUGGACUUGGGAUUGGGGGCCUUGAUUUCCCAGCUUAGUGAGGUUAUUAUAGCCCGUGCGGAUAUUGAUUUGCAACGGAGCCAGAUCAUGGGCCACGAAUCUGCCCAAAAGAACCAGCAGAUAUUGUUACAGAAUACUAAGACACUCUUGAAGAAUGCCAUGAACAUCUCAAAUACCCCUGGAGGCUUGAGAGAACGAGUGGCCGAAAAGUUACAGAGGGAAAAGAAGAAGGUGGAUGCUGUCAUCAGAAUGUGUGUGUUGGAAAAGAAGACUUCGGUGCAAGAGUUGGAUAGCAUAUUAGGCCGGGCCAAGUGGACCAACGAGUUGCCUUCAAUCCAGCGGUUAGGCUACUAUGAUGGAUUUGGGGUCCAGGGAAUCCAAAAUGUGAGCGACUUCUAG